UUACUUUACAUACAGAGCACAGUUUUGCGCGUGCAGUUGUGUUAGUGUAGCAUUACUUCCUACAUUUUCUUUCCCCGUGGUCUCGCUCAUUUCCGCUUUGAGAUGCCUUUCAAAAGGUUCGUCGAAACGGGUCGUGUGGCCUAUGUCGCUGAUGGCCCGUACAGGGGAAAACUUUGUGCUAUUGUGGAUGUCAUCGACCAGACCAGAGCUUUAGUAGAUGGCCCAGAAACAGGAGUACCCCGAGGACAAAUGAGGCUUAAUCAGCUUCAUCUUACAAAGUAUAAAAUUAAUUUCCCAUUUACGGAUCACACAAAAACAGUGAGAAAAGCCUGGAUCAAAAACAAGAUUGAUGAAAAAUGGGCUGCAGGAAUUUGGGCUCAGAAAAUUGCAGCCAAGCGCCAGCGUCGCUCAAUGACAGACUUUGAUCGGUUUAAACUGAGGAAAGCGAGGCAGAUAAGGAACAAGAUCCGUACUCUUGCCUACUAUAGACUCAAAAAGAGGGCUGCUAAGGACAGAGCAAAGAACUCCACACAGAAGAAGACAGGAGAACUUAAGGAAAAGAAAGAAGAAUCAAAACAAAAGAAAGGAGAACCAAAACAAAAGAAAGGAGAACCAAAACAAAAGAAAGGAGAACCAAAACAAAAGAAAGAGGCUCCCAAGAAGUAAACUAUGUUCAUUUUGUUACAUUAAAAUGUAAUUAUAAAUUCCAAAGGGUAAUAAAAUUUAAAUAAUUA
Cryptotermes secundus is the source of this 734-nucleotide messenger RNA. RefSeq names its product 60S ribosomal protein L14 (gene RpL14). Gene Ontology annotation, biological process: translation; ribosomal large subunit biogenesis. The transcript is spliced from 4 exons. Gene Ontology annotation, cellular component: ribosome; cytosolic large ribosomal subunit. NCBI's taxonomy places the organism in Eukaryota, Metazoa, Arthropoda, Insecta, Blattodea, Kalotermitidae. Gene Ontology annotation, molecular function: structural constituent of ribosome; RNA binding. The coding region runs from base 103 to 666 and encodes 187 amino acids. The record is from RefSeq and is a predicted model, not a curated record.